GUGUCCCUUCUGCCCUCCCGUCCACGGCCUUUGCACCUGCGCACUGACGGCUGUUAGCGCGGAAGACGCAGUGGAGUCGCACGAGGAGACACGGAAGAAGGAAAAUAAAAUAAAACUAAAGGAAUAAAGACGACAAAAAGCGGGAAUAAAGAGAAGAGAGUGUGGCGAAGAAGAAAUGAACCAGCUGGAGCGUCCAAAAGAUGAGGAUGACCAGGAAGAGUCCAAUUGUCACCAUGACAACAGUGACAGAACCAACAACAACAACAACAACAACCGACAGAAGACGGUGUGUCCAGGUGUAGGUGAACAUCCCCUCCAGUAUAACUACACCUUCUGGUAUAGCAGAAGAACUCCGAGUCGUCCUGCAAGUUCUCAGAGUUACGAACAAAACAUCCGACAGAUUGGCACUGUGGCAUCGGUGGAGCAGUUCUGGAGGUUUUACAGUCACCUGGUCCGUCCAGGUGAUCUUAGUGGACACAGUGACUUCCACCUGUUCAAAGAAGGAAUCAAACCAAUGUGGGAGGACGAGUCUAACCGCAGUGGGGGGAAGUGGAUCAUUCGUCUUCGUAAAGGUUUGGCCAAUCGGUUUUGGGAGAACAUCAUCCUGGCCAUGCUAGGAGAGCAGUUCAUGGUUGGAGAAGAGAUCUGUGGUGCCGUGGUCUCUAUUCGCUUCCAGGAGGACAUCUUAUCAAUCUGGAACAGAACGUCAAACGACCAAAUGACGACGUCUAGAAUCAGAGACACUUUAAGACGAGUCCUGAAUCUUCCAACCAACACCAUCAUGGAGUACAAGACACACAACGACAGCCUCAGGGACAACUCGAGCUUCAGAAACACAAAGAUCUCCCUCUGAAGACAAAUGUGUCAGCAGACUGCCCUCCUGUCCAAUCAAUACACUCUGUGUGGUGUGUGUGUGUGUGUGUGUGUGUGAGUGUGCGUAUGUGCGUGCUGUCCAGUUACAGACUGAAGUCUCUGUUUGUUUGUAACAUUAAAUGAUCCAUGAGUGAUUGAUUUUUGAUCAAAUAUUCUUAAGAAUUUUAACGAAAAUCAAUCUGUAUCAUCACACCAGGAGAACUGUUCUCCUGUUUACCUGCACAGGUUGAUCAAACAGGAUUUUGUACUUUGUAUGUUUUUGUAAUUUCUUGUUUCUGUAAUGAAAUAAACCUGUUUGGUGGAAGUUGAAACUCACUGACUGGGAAAUAAACUGUUAAAUAAC
Messenger RNA from Scatophagus argus, 1216 nucleotides. RefSeq names its product eukaryotic translation initiation factor 4E family member 2 related sequence 1 (gene eif4e2rs1). Gene Ontology annotation, molecular function: RNA 7-methylguanosine cap binding; translation initiation factor activity. Gene Ontology annotation, cellular component: cytoplasm; eukaryotic translation initiation factor 4F complex. Bases 176 to 853 code for a protein of 225 amino acids. The transcript is spliced from 7 exons. Lineage: Eukaryota; Metazoa; Chordata; Actinopteri; Scatophagidae. Gene Ontology annotation, biological process: translational initiation. The record is from RefSeq and is a predicted model, not a curated record.